Theileria orientalis strain Shintoku is the source of this 1287-nucleotide messenger RNA. RefSeq names its product mannosyltransferase. Bases 1 to 1287 code for a protein of 428 amino acids. Gene Ontology annotation, cellular component: membrane; glycosylphosphatidylinositol-mannosyltransferase I complex. The transcript has 9 exons. The record is from RefSeq and is a predicted model, not a curated record. Gene Ontology annotation, molecular function: GPI mannosyltransferase activity; alpha-1,4-mannosyltransferase activity. Gene Ontology annotation, biological process: GPI anchor biosynthetic process. Lineage: Eukaryota; Apicomplexa; Aconoidasida; Piroplasmida; Theileriidae.
AUGAAUAAUAAAUCAUCCAAUUCUAUUUAUAAUUCACUUUAUACUACUGCAAGUAAAAAUCCUAGUCUAUUUAGGUUUAUAAUAUACUUCAUUUCAUUGUUGAUACGAUUGUUAUUAAUCGCAUAUUCAAUGUACCAUAACAUAAAGUUUGAUCUUAAGUAUUCUGACGUCGACUACCUUGUUUACUCGGAUUCUACAAAAUACAUACUUUCUGGACAAUCUCCAUAUCUAAGGCACACAUACAGAUACACGCCAAUAUUGUCAUUUUUAAUGGUCUUUAACGAAUUGUGGUUUCAUGACUUCGGUAAAAUUCUUUUCACAAUUUCAGACCUAUUGGUUGGAUAUAUCAUUGAAAAAUGCUUAUGGUCUUAUCCGAAGAUAGAUAGAAUCAUUCUUGCUUCAAUUUGGCUUCUUAACCCAUUUUCUAUCGGAAUAUCCUCAAGAGGCAAUGCGGAUACACUUAUUUGCCUUCUUGUAUUACUUUCUCUAUGGCUAAUAAUGAAACGAUGGAUAUUACUUUCGUCAAUAUUGUUUGGAAUUUCAGUUCAUUUUAAAAUAUACCCUGUAAUAUACACACUACCCUUUAUCUUAUACAUUUAUAAUGAAGGAGCCGUUCAGAAGUUUAAAUUGGCACUUUCAAACAAAAUUAAAUUCAUAUUUAAAAUUCCGUUUUUGCUACUUUCAAACAUCAACAGGAACCACAUUAAAUUUGGGUUUUUUAGCUUCUUAACGUUCUCAGUUCUGACAUAUUUGACAUAUUACUACUAUGGCUUCAACUCCAUUUAUGAGACGUACCUGCAUCAGUAUAUUCGAAAAGACCACAGACACAACUUUUCUUUGUAUUUCAAUACCAUGUACUAUAUUGUCGAUACACACACAAAUAUGAACUCGAUUUUAUCUUUCGUUCCACAACUAUUAUGUGUGUUUAUUUUUUCAAUCGUUUCGUUCGACGACUUGCCUUUAUCCCUAUUUUUAAUGACAGUUUCAUUUGUUGCUUUAAACAAGGUUAUGACAUCUCAGUACUUCCUCUGGUGGAUGGCCCUGUUACCACUAGUGAUUAAGAAUUUAGGAUCGAACAUCAAGUAUUAUAAAAACUUUCUACUCUCAAUGGUCUCUCUACUGAUAUUUAAGUUUUUAUGGCUAUUUUGGGGAUAUAGACUAGAGUUUUUAGGAUACAAUAGUUUCAACGAGAUGUUGUUUUCUUCAUCCUUUCUCGUUAUAUCACACAUGUUGGUUUUAUGGACACUGAUUUACGAGUCAUACACCAAUAAAAUCGUGUCAACAUAA